AUGAAGAGUUGUCUCAUCUUCGCGCUCAUGAGCGCAGCCGGAGUCAUGCUGGCCAAAGGUUCUCAUGCUGAGAUGAACACAGCAGAAGAUUUUACUAUUCCUUACAUGGUCUAUCUGCAGUCUUUCCCAGAACCCUGUGUGGGGUCUCUCAUUCACCCUGAGUGGUUACUGACUGCUGCUCACUGCCCCUUACCAGUUAAAAUCCGAUUGGGAGUUUAUCAGCCCAACAUCAAAAAUAAGAAAGAGCAGACACGGAAUUACUCAGUGACCAUGCCAUACCCUGAAUUCAACGCACAGUCUCUGAACAAUGAUUUGAUGAUGAUAAAGCUGUCCAAGCCUGCUGCGCUCAACAGCCAAGUGGGAACCGUAGCCAUAGCUAUGGAACCCUUACCAUUUAAUGACUCCUGCUUUAUCCCAACCUGGACCUGGAGUAAAUAUAAAAACUUUAGUGACCCUGACAUCCUGACUUGGAUAAACCAAUAUGCACUUCCCUUUGAUGAGUGCCAGAAUAUGCAAGAUGAAAGAGUGGCAAUAAACAUCAUGUGUGUGGGACAGCCUCUAAAGACCCUAACUGAAAAUAAGGAAGUUUCAGCAGCUCCAGCCAUCUGUGGUGGGAGGCUGCAUGGAAUCUUGACCUGGGCAAGAGGAAGCGUCACCCUGGGAGGUGAAGGAUUCUUCACAGAAGUUGAUCCUUAUGCAAGGUGGAUCAUGAGUGUCAUUGAAAGCCACUGA
Molecule: messenger RNA, 732 nt
Organism: Hippopotamus amphibius kiboko
Lineage: Eukaryota; Metazoa; Chordata; Mammalia; Artiodactyla; Hippopotamidae
Product: probable inactive serine protease 58
Exons: 5
Coding region: 1-732 (243 amino acids)
Biological process (GO): proteolysis
Molecular function (GO): serine-type endopeptidase activity
Source: RefSeq, a predicted model, not a curated record